CCCAAUUACACACAGAGAGGCCCGUACCCGGGAGAGACCCGUUCUCGUGGAACAACCCUUCGUGAAGCCGUAAAGCACAAUCCGGGGGCGGUUUUUGAAUUUUUUUUUCGCUCGUAUUAUAGUUUCCCCCUCCCGCGCCCUCCCCCAAAAAGCUUAAAACUGAUACACCGAUAAACACCGGUCGACUCUUAAGACCUUUUGUUGUCGUUUUUCUAUUUAUUUCAACUCUUCACGGGGUCCAAAAUUUUUAGUUAUUCCAAAUAAAUCUAUACAUUAAAAUCUCAAGACUAAAAGUGUGAUAAAACCCUGUAACGUAAGCUCAAAUUUUGGAUUAAAGCUACAACGACAAUUACAAAGGUGUACAAUGACCGAGAUGGACGUCGUGCCUGCAAGUGAAGAAGUUCCAGUGCAAUUCGGGCAAAGCUCAAGGCAGCAACACCAGAAGAGCAUGUACAACGGCUCAAACGAUAUGAGAAACAACACGAGGGAGGAGAGAAGGCGUAUGGUGGACAUAACCAAAGACAAGCCGAUCAAAGUCAGCAUUAGGGUCGUCGUACCAGUCAAAGACCAUCCAGUUUUUAACUUUGUCGGAAAACUUCUCGGGCCGAGGGGAAAUUCGCUCAAAAGGCUCCAAGAAGAGACGAUGACGAAAAUGGCCAUUUUGGGCCGUGGAAGCAUGAAGGACAGCCAAAAGGAAGAAGAGCUUCGAGGUUCGGGGGAUCCGAAGUUUUCCCAUCUCCUCGACGAACUUCACGUUGAAGUGACAGCUUUCGCUCCACCCGCGGAAGCGCACGCCAGGAUCGCCUACGCCCUCGCUGAAAUCCGUCGUUUCCUCGUACCCGACAUGAACGACGAUAUCCGGCAGGAGCAGAUGUGGGAGAUGGCACACAUGAAGAACGGAGGACCGCCCACGGCCCAGGAAGAACCUCCGGGCCCGGGGACCGGAGUGGAAGAACGGGGCGAGAGCCCUGCCAGGAACGGAAGAAAAAGGCCUCUCCUCGCCCUGGCCCAGAUGUCUCCGACGAAACGCACUGUCUUGAGCAUCCUCGCUCGCGCGGCUCAAAACCAGGGCGCCCUCAGAUCCAUCCAUCCGCGCCCUUUCGUCGUCCCGACACUACGGGGCGAUCUGAUGACGGGCAACAUCAUCAUCAAUUAAAAAAGGUUUCUGGAAGGAGCCAGAAGACACAUAAAACAAGAACUAAAACGGUGGACCUAAAGGCUUUCGAUCCGGACUUAACUCUGAACCAACGACUAAAAACUUUUAAAAAACAAGAAAACCAUUUUUAAAAAAAGAAAAAAAAAGAGUAAAAUUUUUGAGUAUAAAAAUUGUUGGAGAGGGGGCGACCCCGUUUCUCCCGGCCGGGACAACGUCGAGCUUCUGCCGGAGGGACUCAUUUUUUUCACUCUCGAUUAUUUAAAUAAUUAAUAUAAACAAAUAUUUUUGCGAUGUGAGGCGAAUGGCGUUUUGAAGAUAAAAUACUUUCAGGAUCUCGGGUGGAAAACCGGGCGAGUUCAAAACGACAAGGGGCGACAAUUAUUUUUGAUUGACUGACGUAAAUUGUUCUUUAAAAGAGAAAAAUGCUUGAGAAUUCAAAUAGAUUUAAAUCUUUUGUUUUAAUGAGAAAAAACCUUGAAAUAUUCAUUAAAAAAAAAGAUCCUAUGUAUUUCUCAUAUCUAGCAUCUGCUUAUCUCGAAUACUCCUAAUUAAACUUAAUUUCUAAAUUAUCAAAUAAUAUAUUGCCCCGUUUCUUUAUUUUUUGAAAUAUUUUAGUUUUAUUGUUUGCAUUUGGCACUUCAUCUCUUCCCCUCGUAUGGACCUCGCAUCCGGUGACACCCGCUUCCCUGAGAUGCUUCGUGAGACGGUCAAAAGGCAAACCCGGAAAGCACCAAGGCCAACAACUUUUUUUUCUUAAACAAAAUUUAGUAAAACCAAAUUUAUAAAUUUGAGACGUUGUUCGCACACAAUCCGCAAAACGGAUUAUUUCAAAUGAGCCCCUCUUAGCCAAUGGAACAGUAUAUAAAAUACUAAAGAGCGAGACCUUGACAUUGUGAACCGGUCCCAAGGGAGAAACGUGCAAUAAAAAUUAUCUUCUUUUUUCUAACACUUAUUAACUAUUGUAGUAUUAAUGUUAUAAUUAUCAUUGACUAACGAUAAUUAAUUAAUAGCUGGUAACUAUUAUUAAUUGUUAUAUGGACCAAAGAAAAAGACGAAAUGAAAACCGGGCCAAAGGGGGUUUUAUGAAGAGACGAAGUUUUGAGUGUCAGGACCAAAAACAAAAUAAAAAUAGGGAUUUGAGUUCCUUGAUAUUUUUUUUAACCUUUUAAUUAUUAUUAAUU
Messenger RNA from Cimex lectularius (bed bug), 2337 nucleotides. RefSeq names its product KH domain-containing, RNA-binding, signal transduction-associated protein 2-like. The record is from RefSeq and is a predicted model, not a curated record. Gene Ontology annotation, molecular function: mRNA binding. The transcript has 6 exons. Lineage: Eukaryota; Metazoa; Arthropoda; Insecta; Hemiptera; Cimicidae. The coding region runs from base 365 to 1156 and encodes 263 amino acids. Gene Ontology annotation, cellular component: nucleus. Gene Ontology annotation, biological process: regulation of alternative mRNA splicing, via spliceosome.